AUUGGUUAUAUGUGUCAGUAUUUAAUUUCGUUUCAUACGCCUUGAAGCGUUUUUUUACAUAAAGUUAUAGAUAUUAGAAAUAAAUAAUAAACCCACUAUGGAUGUCUUUCUAAUGAUUAGGCGAAAAAAGUUAACCAUCUUUACAGACGCCAAGGAUACGACAACUGUAUUAGAAUUAAAGAAAAUGAUCGAAGGUAUACUGAAGGUGCCUCCUCCAAGUCAAAUGCUCUUCAACAAGGACAGUCAGCUGAUGGAGGAUGAGAAGACACUAGCCGAGUAUGGUUUAACAUCGGCUACAGCCAAAGCUCAGUGUCCUGCACCAAUUGGACUGGCUCUCAGAAAGGAAAGUGGUGAAUUCGAAGCUCUGGAUCUGACCCCGUACUCAUCGCCCCCGGAUCUGCCAGAUGUCAUGAAAUCUCAGGAGACCAACGGACAGGAACAGAUGGAUCAACACUAAACGAGACGGCGCAACAUGUACAGAGCAACGAGCAGCAGGUACAGACGGCCACAGCGCCCCCCUCACGCUGCUGUCCUCUCAACUAUAUUUUUUGCAUAUGAACAUAUUUUGUUAGCGAUUUACCAACGAUUUGUGUUCGAUUUUAACAAUCCGUUAUGUCUACACAUUUCUUUGUAGUAUUUUUGUGAUGCUUUGUACGAAAAGAGUGUAGUGCUUUUUUGUAGUUUAUUAACUGUAAUCUAAACGAAUGUGGCACUUGGCCGUCUCGUACAUUGUUUGUGUUGGAAAUACGAUGUUGGAGUGAUGCAUUUAGCGGUGUUUUAUGUUGGACGGUAUAUUGAGACGGCCUUCGUGGCGUACACGUGGCGGUGCGGUUUAUAAAAAAUAAUAUAUCAUGAAAUACUCAUAUAUAUGUGAUGAAAUAGUAGUUUUGUAUGUCACCUGGCAACACUUAAAAUAAACCAUUAUUGAAGUACCCACACAUUUAUUUUUUUGCUGAAUUGUACCUUAUAAUUUAAUUUGUUUCAAUACAAUUAUAAAUAAAGUGUAAUUAUAAAUGUUUAGCGAACUAAAUUGAAUCUUAAUUUUACAUUAAUAUAUAUAUUUUUUUUAUAAUAUCGUAUCCGCCCCGAAGACGCCGCGUAUAACAAAAGAAAAGUAAUUGUAAUGUCACAAUAGUACUAUUUUUAUGGCUUCAUUGUAUCGCUAAAGCCAUGACAUUUUACCAUGUGGUAAUUGAAGUACUCUACCGAUAUCUCGUUUUCGGACAUGUUGAUUUUUUUUUUUUAUUUAGUAUUUUUGCACUAAAAAUAAUAAUAUUUAACGUAACGCGUCUUAAUAAUGUAACACCGUUACUGCGCGACGUUUGAUUUCGUUAAUAGCUUGACGUUGAAACUAAUUUACAUUCACCAUCAUCCAUCAUAAGCGAACUCAAUUUUAAAACUAAAUUGUGGUAAAGCUACCAUUCAUGUAUGUGUAAUAAGUGUCUGUCAAUUAUAUCGGUUUAAUACUUGUGUUGUAUCUUAAGUGUAUAUUCUUACAGAAACUAUUCGAAUGGCAAAUUAUAAAAUCAUCGAGUAUACUUACUUUCAAUAGUUGUAUAGUUUUAACGUUGCCGAUAAAAUGGACAGACUGCAUUCGAAAGCCUUCCGGUAGCGCAGACGACGCUCUAGUAUAAUCGUAAUUGAAUUUGUUGUUAAUUCAUAAUGUGCAAUCUGCGCUGGCGCAAGUUCGAUCAGCCGUAAAUGUAUGUACACAUUUUAAAUAUGAUUUUAUUAAAUUUAAUGAUAACGGUAUUUAACUGAUAAUAGUAUAGAAUGGACUAUAGGUAUUAGCUAAUUUAAUAGGGGUAAAUAAUAGGGGCUUUUUAUAUUCGUAAAUCCAGAAUAUUACCGAUUCUGUAACAUUCUCAAUUUGUGAUUUGAAUUGUCGUAUGAAUUUGAACAUCUCUAGUUCCUCUAAUUAAAGGUUGCUAAUUGUAUUGAUUUUUUUUCUAUUUUUAUGUAAAGUUUUUUUCUAUAUUGCACCUUUAUAAUUUAAGAUGUUCUGUAUAUUUUGUUUUGGAUUCGAACCUCAGUAAAAUCCAUUUUAAUGUAUUCGGUAUAAGUGCCGGUGCGUCGCCCGCUCUUCGGCCACCGAGUACGACUGCGACUUAUAAUAAUAGCUAGUUAAUGUUAUCUACCCUCAUCCACCUAACAGAUAUUGUACCAAAUAGAUCAUUUUCAGUCCAAAAAUAGUAUAGUUGAGUAUUAAAGUAUACCGCAUAACUGUAUUGCACUGGGAAAUAGGAUAGGGAAAUUAAUGAACCAUUCUUUUAAUAAUGUUAUCCCGAGUUGUUUACGAAUGUGACCUGACGCCGUGGGUCUAACGUGUAAUAACCAUUUAUGGGAAGAAGUAGAAAUAUGUGACUCAUGGCAAAAGACUACAUUCCCGAACUAGUCAAGUUCAACGGAUAACAAUAGGGUGGUUAGAUUCUCCUAGAUACUCAACUUUAUUGUAAACCCGUUUGGGUCUCUUUCCCACUGUGAUUCAAUAGGCGUCUGUGUGUGGUUCAAUUUUAAAAUUACUCUACCUAUAUAGUCUCAUUUAUCGAUGUUUUGUAUACACUUCAUAGAACAAAUUGAACGAAACACGAAAAUUUUCGAGACUUAACAAAGAAAUAACUAGUGUAGGUAUUCAUGUGCAAGUAUGAAAUCCACAAUGAACCAGCAAGAAAUAAAGCUGUUUUGAUUUGUUUUAGGACUUUUUUAUUUACUACCAUAUGCCCACAUAAUCUAUAUAUAUAGUAAUAUAUAUAUAUAUAUAUAUAUAUAUAUAUAUAUAGUAUAAAAUAAAUUAUUUAUUUAUAUUUACCGUACUAUUAUUUAUUAAAUAUAACUUAAAUUCAAUACCGCAAGAAAAAAAAAUUAAGAAAAUUUAAUUAUGUAGACUGUGUUUUUACUAAGCAAAACCGA
This is a messenger RNA of Diatraea saccharalis (sugarcane borer), 2910 nucleotides long. The record is from the annotation of a GenBank genome assembly. Lineage: Eukaryota; Metazoa; Arthropoda; Insecta; Lepidoptera; Crambidae.